Molecule: messenger RNA, 3441 nt
Organism: Alternaria infectoria
Lineage: Eukaryota; Fungi; Ascomycota; Dothideomycetes; Pleosporales; Pleosporaceae
Gene: PRP5
Product: pre-mRNA processing RNA-helicase
Exons: 2
Coding region: 1-3441 (1146 amino acids)
Molecular function (GO): RNA helicase activity; RNA binding; ATP binding
Source: RefSeq, a predicted model, not a curated record
AUGGCGACGCGCCACUCUGACUACGAUCGUAGGCGCCAUUCCCCGCGCCGCGACCGCGAACGCGGAGAUCGUGGAGACCGCUAUGGCGAAGGCCGCUUCAGAGACGACCGUGACCGCCGAGACCGCCGCGAUGACCGUCGAGAGCCUGACCGUCGAGACCGCGACCGCGGCGACACGUACCGUCGACGUUCGCGCUCCCCGCCUCGCCGCCGCGACCGAUCCCGUGACCGAGGAGACCGUGCCGACCGUGGAGACAGCUACAGGCGCGACCGCGACGGUGAUAGAGACCGGCGUCGCCGCUCAACCUCCCGCCGCCCUGGUUCCCGUUCAUCUGCUACACCUGCACCUGGCUCAGACAGCUGGAGGCGCGAUGACGGCAGACGCGACGACAGCAGGCGCGAUCGGCUAGAUCACUCCUCGCGCGACGACAGGAAGAAAGACCCCGAGACCCAAGCCAAGGACAAGCUUGCAGACCGCGCUGCGAAGCUGGCUGAGUGGAAGAAGCUCAAUGCCGAGCGCCUGCUCAAAGAGAAAACCGACACACCCGGCUCCGGUACUUCGCCAGCUGCCACUGCACCUGCGACCCCGUCAGUCACUGCGACGCCCCCGCCAGCUCCGGCAUCUGAGGCCAAGCUUGUUGAUACCGCUAAGACCAAAGUCAUUCCGCAGAAGAGUGCUACUGAGAAAGUCAAGCAGAAGCAGCCCGAGAAGUCGACCUUCAGACUGGAUGCUUCCGCCGCAGCCCGUCCUCUAGACAUGGCCAAGCCUGCAGGCAAGACUGUCACCAACGCUAGCAACGUUCCCAUUGUUAAGGGCAAUGGUAACAUUGGCUCGUUCGGUCUCAAGACCAAGACUGCUGCUGAGACUGAGGAAGAGAAUUCCAGAAAGGCAUUGCUCGACGAGGAAGGCCCGACCCGCAAGCGCAAGCUACAGGCUCUCCCCGAAUUCGACGCCAACGAGGCACCCUCGCUCGAAGCCGACGGCGACGCCGACUCUCCAAUGAGUGACAUCGGCAGUGAUGACGAGAACAACGCGGAGCUUCAAGCUCGCCUUGAGAAGCGUCGCGCUGAGAUCGCCAACGAGAACCAAGAGGACACUGCCAUGGAAGAGGCAACUGCUGUCGAAGCCCCUGCCGACGACAAGAUGGAAGUUGACGAAAAUGCAGGCGCCGAAGAAGAUGACGUCGAUCCUCUUGAUGCCUUCAUGGCCGAUCUCACUGAGCCACAACCAAGCCGCGGAGCUCCUUCGGGUCAGACUAUGUUUGCUGACGAGCUUGAGACUGUCGAGACUUCCGUCGAACAUGAGGACCUUAACGAACUUCGCGCUGCCAAGAAAAAGAAGAAGAAGGAGGUGCCUACCGUCAACCACGAUAAAGUUGAGUACGAACCGUUUAGGAAAGACUUCUACACUGAGCCCUCCGAAGUUGCACAGAUGACACCUGAGGAGGUCGCAGAUCUUCGCCACGAGCUCGACGGCAUCAAAGUCAAGCCUGAUGACGUUCCCCGUCCUGUUACCAAGUGGGCGCAGAUGGGCCUGCUGCAAGCUACCAUGGACGUCUUCACCAAGAUCGGCUACGAGAGGCCUACAGGUAUCCAGUCCCAAGGUGUACCCGCUAUUCUAUCUGGCCGAGAUCUCAUCGGAGUCGCCAAGACCGGUUCUGGAAAGACACUUGCAUUCGGUAUCCCUAUGAUUCGUCAUGUCCUUGAUCAGCGCCCACUGAAACCAACUGAUGGGCCUAUCGGACUGAUUCUCGCCCCAACCCGAGAGCUAGCACUGCAGAUUGUCAACGAGCUCAAGCCAUUCCUUGCAGCAUCGGGUGUUACCAUCAAGUGUGCCUAUGGUGGCCAGCCUAUCUCUGAACAAAUUGCUAUGAUCAAGCGUGGUGGCAUCCACAUCCUAUGUGCAACUCCCGGCAGAAUGAUUGACCUGACCAACGUCAACCAAGGCCGAGUGCUUUCUUUCCGCCGCAUCACUUACGUUGUCCUUGAUGAAGCUGAUCGCAUGUUCGAUAUGGGCUUCGAGCCUCAAGUCAUGAAGAUUCUUGCCAAUGUACGUCCUGAUCGCCAAACUGUCCUCUUCUCAGCAACUAUGCCCAAGAACAUGCAAUCCUUGGCUCGCAAAGCACUGCACAACCCAGCCGAGAUCACAAUUGGUGGUAAGAGCAAAGUAGCUCCCGAGAUUACUCAGAUCAUCUCUGUCGUACCGAACAGUUAUGAGAAGAAGAUCAACAAGACUCUGCUGUAUCUUGGUCAGUUGUUCUCUGAAGACGAGAAUGCCCAGGUAUUGAUCUUCACUGAGCGGCAAGAGACAGCCGAAGAUCUUCUGUCCAAGCUUUACAAGUCUAAGUAUUUCUCUGUCAACACGAUUCACGGAGCUAAAGAUCAGACUGAUCGUAACGAAGCGAUCAACGACUUCAAGCAAGGUGUUCUUUCGAUUCUCAUUGCCACAUCUGUAGCCGCCCGUGGUCUUGAUGUCCCUGGCCUGGCUAUGGUCUUGAACUUUGAUUCGCCAACCCAUCUAGAAGAUUACGUGCACCGCUGCGGACGUACCGGCCGUGCUGGCAACAAAGGUACCGCUGUUACGCUUAUCGAGAACCCCGGUCAAGAGCGCUUCGCUCUUCACAUCGUCAAGGCACUCAAGGAGAGCGGUACAGAAGUGCCUCCAGAGCUCCAGGAGAUGGCUAACACAUUCCAUGAGAAGGCCAAGGCAGGUACCGAGAAGUACUAUGGCGGUUUCGGUGGCAAGGGUCUCGACAAACUCGAUGCAGCACGCGCACUUGAGAAGAAGCGCGAGAAGCGUCAACUUAAGCUGGAAGGUGUUGACGAGAGUGAAGACGAAGAAGAGAUUGCACCACUCAUCAAGAAGCCCGAGGUCGCUGGCCCAGCUGGUGUUGGUAACGCUUCUGGUCCUGCUGCAGCUGCCGAGGAAGAUCAACCACACUGGAUGAAGCUACUGAACAGCAAGAUCGUGGUCAGCAAGACUGAGCGUCCCGACGCUGCCGCUUCUGGCAAGCCGAUGACCGCCCGCGAGCGAGCCAUGGCCGCUGCCUCCAAGGUCGAUGGAAGGCUGAGCAAGAAGGGUAUGAUCCACGCGGGUCAGCCCAUCGACAACAAGGGCCCCGAUGCUGGUCUCUACCACUCUACCAUCGAGAUCAACGACUUUCCUCAGAAGGCUCGAUGGGCCGUCACCAACCGCACCAACGUCGCCAAGAUUCUGGAGCAGACUGGUGUUUCCAUCACGACCAAGGGCAACUACUACCCAGCUCCUAAGCAGCCUGGUGAGAACGAUCUACCCAAGUUGUACAUUCUCGUCGAGGGUGACACCGAGAACAUUGUCACUCAGGCUAUGAUGGAGCUCACUCGUCUUCUGCGCGAGGGAACCAUUGCGGCUGAGGAUGCCUCUGCGACUCGUGGUCCUACCGGCCGUUACAGUGUGGUAUGA